GCAGGGAGGAGAAAAGGAGCCGAUACUUGUGUGUCAGGGAGAGAGAGGAGGUUCACACCUGUGUGUGUGACAAGUAGAAAAUCUGCUUUCUGGGAUUGUAUCUGUAUGAAUGGUCGCUUUACUAGUUUUACUAGGCGACAGUAAUUGUUUGCAUGAGCUGAGGGUUUGUUUAGUGGGUGCGGAUUGGUGCUUGAGACAUUUUGUUGCACUGGCACAUUUUGUAUAUUCACAACAUAGUAUUGUGUGUGGCUGCUUGUCAUGAGCUGUGCAUGUACCGAGUCAGUGUGUACAGUAUAACUGCAUGGUGUGUCCCAGUAUCAGCGUUAUAGACAAUAACCCUUUAUCACAGCAGCCCUGAAUGCUGUUGUAUAUACCAGCAGGCGGUGUGUAGCAUUAUUAUCCCAGCUUCACAGUGAGCUCUAUUGCUUCGGAGCAGCAUGAGGUUGAAGCCGGGCUUCCUCUUACGCAGCCUCCUGGUGCUGGGCACUUUCCUAGGGCUGCUUCUGCUUUGGUCGUCCCUUUCCUCCACUCGGACGGAGCCGCACGCACAGCCAAUUCCUCGGAAUGAAAACGCAAACCUUCCUCAGCUGGGGAAAGCAGAGAACAAUAUAGCUCCCAAGAACAAUUUAGAGCCAGUCGUACCUUGGCCUCAUGUUGAGGGAAAGGAGGUUGACCUUGAUUCUAUUAGAAGAAAAAGUAAACCAAAAAAUUAUUUUGAAGGGAAGGCUAAUAAUCAGCAGGAUAUCAUGCAGAAACAAUAUCUCACUUUCAAGCCUCAAAAACAUAUCUGCUCUGAUCCCGUGCUUCGUGCAGGAGUCUUGGGGAACUUUGAAUCUAAAGAGCCAGAGCCUCAAGGAGUGGUGGAUGGCCCAGGAGAGGGAGGAAAGCCUUUUGAUUUGGGAGACGACUACAAAGAAUCAAUUCAAGCCAGCAUUAAAGAAUUUGGAUUUAACAUGGUCGCCAGUGACAUGAUUUCAUUGGACCGUACAAUCAAUGACUUGCGUCAUGAAGAGUGCAAAUAUUGGCAUUAUGAUGAAAAUUUGCUGACUUCCAGUGUAAUCAUUGUGUUCCAUAAUGAAGGUUGGUCUACACUCAUGAGGACGGUUCACAGUGUCAUAAAAAGGACACCUAGAAGAUAUCUGGCGGAGAUCGUCAUGAUUGAUGACUUUAGCAACAAAGAACAUUUAAAAGGAAGGCUUGACAAAUAUAUUGAGCAGUGGAAUGGGCUUGUCAAGGUCUUCAGAAACGAACGCAGAGAAGGAUUGAUUCAAGCUAGGAGCAUUGGUGCCCAGAAGGCUAAACUUGGACAGGUUUUGAUUUACCUUGAUGCACAUUGUGAAGUAGGAAUCAACUGGUAUGCACCAUUAGUAGCUCCAAUAUCUAAAGACAGAACUGCUUGUACUGUUCCUUUGAUAGAUUACAUUGAUGGGAAUGUUUAUACCAUUGAACCACAGCAAGGUGGUGAUGAAGAUGGUUUUGCUCGAGGGGCAUGGGACUGGAGCUUAUUAUGGAAGCGUAUUCCAUUAAACGACCAGGAAAAGGCCAAAAGAAAGCAUAAAACUGAACCUUAUUGGUCUCCUGCAAUGGCUGGUGGUUUAUUUGCAAUUGAAAGAGAUUACUUCUUUGAGCUUGGUCUUUAUGAUCCAGGUCUUCAAAUUUGGGGAGGUGAAAACUUUGAAAUUUCAUACAAGAUCUGGCAAUGCGGAGGAAAACUGUUGUUCACACCUUGUUCCCGUGUUGGACAUAUCUAUCGUCUACAUGGAUGGCAGGGAAAUCCUCCACCUGUUUAUGUGGGAUCAUCCCCAACCUUAAAGAAUUAUGUUCGAGUAGUAGAAGUUUGGUGGGAUGAAUACAGGGAUUAUUUUUAUGCCAGUCGCCCAGAGACCAAAGCCUUGGCAUUUGGAGAUAUUAGUGAGUUGAAAAAGUUCCGUGAGGACCACAACUGCAAGAGUUUUAAAUGGUUUAUGGAGGAAAUAGCAUAUGACAUUCCAUUACACUAUCCACUACCACCUAAAAACGUGGAAUGGGGAGAGAUAAGAGGCCUGGAAUCCAGUUAUUGUAUAGACAGCAUGGGUCAUACUAAUGGAGGCCUUGUUGAACUUGGACCUUGUCAUAGAAUGGGUGGAAAUCAGCUUUUCCGUAUUAAUGAAGCGAAUCAGUUGAUGCAGUAUGACCAGUGUCUAACAAAAGGGUCUGACCCAUCAAAAGUUAUGAUCACCCAUUGCAAUCUAAAUGAGUUUAAGGAAUGGCAGUAUUUUAAGAAUUUGCACAGAUUCAUCCACAUUCCUACAGGAAAAUGCUUGGAUCGUUCAGAGGUUCUUCACCAAGUGUUCCUGUCGGACUGUGACAAUAGCAAAACAACGCAGAAGUGGGAAAUGAACAAUAUCCUUGGUGUAUAAAACAAACUGCUACCACUCUGUUGCACAUGGCUGAAAUUGCCUAAAACCUGCUGCAAUGACUUACUGUACAAUCUACAGCCUUCUCAAGGAAGGAUAUUGGAGACCUAUGUGAUAAUAGUAGCGUCAUCUUGCAGUUAAUGUUUACAAGACUGCUUUUACCUUAAACUUUUUUAGAUGUUUACAUCAUCUUAUUUUGAAGAUAAUGUUAGCAAAAGUGCUUCUAGCUCUGUUUUGUAGGAACAAAGCUAAAGACAAUAAUUUUUGGGGUUAUACUCAGGGGAUGGAAGUUAGAUUUUAACUCACACUUGAAAUGAUUUUGUUAGCCAGGCAUUCAUAUUUUUUGGUGACUAUUUCUUCAUAUAAUAAGUUUAUUUCUUCAUAUAAUAUUCCAUCUAUUUUUGUGAAACACCGCCACAUUUUUGUUUUAGCUUUGGUGGCCUUCGUCUGUGCUGCUGUUAUGAACGGGGAGAUUGGAAAACAAAUUAGUGCCUCUUCUUCCUUUUUGUUUUGUUUCUGUGUAUAUUGUAUGAUUAUAUAAUUAUUGUAUAGAAUAGAUUUAAACCUAAGAGAAACUGUAUAAGCCUGUGAAAGCGCUCACAUUUCUAGAUAUGGAGACACUCUCUGUGCUUGAAGUCAGAAGAAUGCAUAUCGGCAUCAUACAAUUCAUUCAUUGCUGUAGAAUGAAAUAAUGAAGGAUUUAUUGUAAUUUACGUUAAUACACAAAAUAUUUAUCUAAGUCCCUAUGCACAUACAUCAUAAACAAGUAUUGAUUUCUCAAGAGGAUAGCUCUAUAUCACAUUAUUCUUGUUUUUAUUAUAUAUAUUUAUCUUAAGUCCUCAUAAAUACACUCCUACAACCAUAUCUAGCAUUAUCUGUCUACAAGCUUGUAUGGUACAUAAACAGCACAAGCCCUGUCUAAGGUAGAAAGAAAACACCAAUACAGCCAGUGUGGGUACAUGUUAAAGCAAGGCUUACUCAUACAAUGUCUUAUACAUAUUUCUCAGUAUGCUCUAGAUUCAUUUAUCUUAAAAGAAUUAAGGCUACUCGUGAGCAAAUCUCAGGUUAAACUCUGUCCUUAUGAAAUGCCUUGGACUGAGUAUACUAUUUAGGAUUUAUUUUGAUACAAUUUUCCCAACAAAGUUAGGGGAUUAUAUAUGUUAUUAUUGCUUUUUAAAAUGUAAUCAUAAUAGUCACCAAAUAUGUUCCAAAACUGUUAAAAACAAGAUUCAAUAGUGACCGAGUAGCAACCAAGUCACAAUAGCUCUCAUCCAAACAUCCUGGCUUUUCUCUGGCCUUUAAUAAAUGCAGCAUUGAUGGCUAAAUAAUACACAAGUAAUUUGUUUCAGUGUGUUAAUGAAAUUUAUGUAAAAAUUAGGUAGUUUAUGUGCGCACAAUGCUGCUAAAUACUAAUAUAGCUAAACAUAUAUGAAAGAUACAUCCCCAGACGGUUGUUACCAUAGUGGAUUUAGCACCUAUAAAAUAGUGGUAUUCACAAACCAGUUGUGGUGUUGAUGCACUCUGUGUUGGAGACACCAUUUUUGUAGUGUAAUAUUUAUUUAAAAUUGUAGUUUGUGCACCUACUUAGCAAGAUUCUACUGCACUAGAAGACAGAUGCAUAAACAUCUGAAUAUGAAUUGUAGAUUGAUUUUUAGAGGUACUGGGCAAGACUGUGACGUCUAAGCUUUUUCUUUUCUUUUUUCCUUUUUGUCAACUAAGAAUAUUGCAAUGAUAUUUUGAAUCUAGGGAUAUAGCUGUUAUAUAGUAAAAUCCAUAAACAACAUUGGUUACAUUGUGCAUGUAUUUUCAGUACUAUGCACUCCAUGCAAGUUUUCUUUUUAAUACAGAUGAUCGUUCAAUGCAAAUAUAAUAAGCGUAAUUUUCCUAAAUAAUCUGACCAAACGGCUUUGUAAAUAGGUUAGAACUUGUUUUCUAUAAAUUCUAAAUUCUACUUCAGAAUUAUUUUAUAUUUUUCAUAGUUACGGUCUGUGCAUUGUUUUUAUUACUAAAAAAAUAACAUCCAGACAGGAAGAGUAACAGUUAAUUCACCUUUAGUUAGAACCACAUAUUGAACAAAUAAAGAGAAACAAAAUUAGAGGGCGUCCAAUGGGGAGAAAAUAUAGAUAGAUAGAUUAAUAGAUAGAUAGAUAGAUAGAUAGAUAGAUAGAUAGAUAGAUAGAUAAAGGAUGAAAUAUAUAGAAGUCUGAUAAUAAUCAGGAAAAUGCAAAUCUUAAACACAGAGUCCAAAUAUAAAUGAUUCCAAACUGUGGUUCUUCAACCCAGGCAGCUUCUUGUGCAAGGUAUCGACCAGGGUGGAUUUAAUUUAAAUUACUAGUCAGUUUUCUAUUUUAGAAUAAUAACGUUUCAGAUUAUUUUUCCAGUUAUAUCAGACCAUUACUGAUUUGGUUAUAUAUCAUUAGAUAUGUACAGAUUGAAAUGAAUCAAAUUAUUUGAGGUGAAAAGUCUCCAGUUUCAUAGGUUAAUCAUUCAUAUUUGAUCAACUUGUCAGCUGUACUUUAUUGGAAGGAGAAAAAGUAUGACUACUUUAAUAAUAACAAAUGAAAUAGUUUUAUUUAAAUAAAACAAUAACAUUACUUUUUUGUUUUUAAUGCUUGCCCCUCUCUCCUUAAGACUUAGGUCCUUGUGCAGAUCUACUGUACUCUAUUCAGUGGACUUUUUGAAACUUACUAUGGGUUAAUUCUGUGUACAGAGAUUUGCAGGGAAGUAAUGGCAUUAAAGGGACAAUAACAUCAAAAUUAAACUUUUAUGAUUCAGAGAGAGCAUGCAUUUUUUUUACAAUGUACUUCUCUUAUCUAAUUUGCCUUGUUCUCAUGGUAUCCAUUGUUGAAAAUCAUACAAUGGUAGGCUCAGAAGCAAUGCACUACUGUGAGCUAGCUGCUAGUCACUGUCUCACCCAUUGUGUUUAGCUAGGCCCCAGUAGAUAAUUGCUCACCUUCAACAAAGGACACCAAAAGAAUGAAGCAAAUUUGAUAAUUUAAGUAAAUAUGAAAAUGGUAUGCUCUGUCUAAAAUCCAAAAGUUUUAUUUAAUGAUUAUGUCCCUUUAAGGUCUAUUUCUUAACUAUGUAUGUUUAUUUUAUAUAAUUUUUUCUUGCUGUGAAGAAGGGGCAUGUUAAAUAAAUCACAAUUUUGAGAACUACAAAACCAAUAAUAUGUGAUAAUAUCUUCAAGAUAGAAAAAUUGCCCAAAAUAAUCUGACAGAAACCUCUGGGAGAGCAUGACAUUGUGAAUAGAUUCAUGGAAUUAAUUUACCAAAAAAAAAAAAUUAAACAUUACAGCCAUGAAUAUACAGCACCUUGCUAUCUAAUUAAAAACUAAUCUAUAUUUCAGGAUGAAUAACCUUUUAGAUUAUAAUAAUCUUAAAUAGAAAAUAUCUUUAGAUAGAUUUUUACUCAAAAAUCAUUUUAUUUAAAAAAAACAAAAAAACAUAUUUAAAUAAAAAAAUCUGAUUUAAUAAAAAAAAAGUUUUAAAAAAAAUGUCAUUGAUUUUUAUCCAGCCUGGUCAUACAGUGAUUCUAUAAAAGUAAAAGAAACAAGGCUGCCAAAAUGGUCUAGUACAGGCAGGAACAGGAGUAGAUAUAUUCAGAGAAAAUCAAGGUACUCACAAACGUAGAGCACCACCAAGUGCUGUUUAAGCAGGCUGAGACUUAUAGUCCAGCAAACUUGUAAAUCUGGCACUCCGGAUACUCCUCUCAUACUCAAAAUGGAACUCCAAUGAUGCAGCAAAACGCACAGCAAGAUACCAAAUUAUUAAACUCAUUAAAAAAAACAGGCAACGCAUUUCAAGCCACCAAGGGCUGUUUUAUUAGGUGACUUUAAAUGACACUAAGUUUGGCCUGAUGAAAAAAUAUAUAAAAGUUUUAUGAAAUGCUAUAUUGCUGUGUGUUUUGCUGCAUCCUUGGAUUUCCAUCCUAUUUGAGUAUCAAAGGAGUAUCCUGAGUGCCAGGUUUACAAGUUUGCUGGACUGCUGUGAAGUCCCAGCCUGCUUAUACAGCACUUGUGGGUGCUGUACUUUUGUGAGUAUCUCUGAAUAUAUCUACUCCUGUUCCUGACUGCUAUUUUGGCAGCCUUCUUACUUCUGUUUUUCUAGAAACCUUGAACAAAUGGCCCUCGUAGAUUUCUUCUACUGCUGCAUCUGCCCCUAGGGAGUAGAAUAUUCUCAGAUUUAUUCCUGUAAACAAACUCAAACACCUGUGCUCUUCAUUCCUCCCCCUUAAUAACUGUUUCCUGCACAAAGUGGUGGUUUAAACACUUUGGCAUUGGGUCGAAUGCUUAAAUGUACAGUGUUGCCCUUUAAAUGGUACCAGUCAUCUCUUACUGAAAAAGUAUUGCAGUAUAAUUAUAUUGCUUAGAGGAAGAGUUCUAUUUAAAAAAGGAAUCCUAGAAUGAGUUCACAAUAUAAACGCAUUAAGCAUUCUAGUGAACCAAGACAAGGACAAGAAAAUGAGUCACUGUAUAAGAGUGCCAAUAGCAGAAUCCAUAAGCAUUAUGUUGUAUCUUCUCCUGUCUACAUUUAUGAAAAUGUAAUAACUUGUAGAUGCUUAUGAAUAGCAUUUGCUAUUCAAUUUUUAGUUCUGUUUUUUUUUUUUUUUCUUCCUUCAUAGAAAAACAUCAAAUUUAGGAACAAAAUCUAUUUUUUUUCUAUGCACUCUUGUGCAAUGUUAGUGCUAAACUAUUUAGAAAAGCAGUGGGCAAGUUAUUGGAUGUGCCAUAUAGACCAUUUUCUUUUAGAUUAGUGUCUCGUAAUAUCUUCAAGGGUGUACGUAAAACAGCUGUCCUAGUUUCCCUUUUGCCUGCCUCCUAAAAGAAAAAUCUGUGUCUGGUAAGGCUUUUAUACUGUAACCUACUUUCUGUUGUCAAUGCAUAGGGCAUAUCAUAACUACCUUAACCCUUCAGCUGCUAGAAAAUAUAUGGGGGGAAAGCAUCCAAACCCUAAGGAAGUGCAGUGAAAGAAAGCAAUAUUCUCAGCAUGUCAUGAAAUGGGCAAAACCAAAGAAAUUCACAUUCAAAUUUAGUCUUUUGAAAACUAAAAGCAUGAAAAUGAACUCUGUCCUUUUCUGGCAGAUAAGGUGUUAACUAUAUCUAAGCUUAUACCAGACCAUAGGGAUGGCAAAUACAGUAAUUAGUCUAUGUUUUUACUAUAGGUAGAAAUAUUAACGCUGUGUAGAAUUAAAACUGGAACAUGUGUUCACUUGUUUGAAUGAAAAUUGACUCUGUUUCUGCUUUGGGUAGAUUCUCAUAUCAUGCACUAUGCAUUCUUUUUUGAAAAGUGGCACAAAUUGUGCAAAUUGUGUAUAUUUAAAAUGGAUGUUUUGUGCAAUUAAAAAUGAAAACUAUCUGUGAAUUUGAAUAUGUAUACUGAACAACAUGCACAUCUCAUUUAUCAUACCAUGUAAACUGAUUUUCUGUGUAUUGUUAUCCUGCUCUUGACUAAAACAAAUCUUGUACUUUUGCUUUGUAAAUUAAUCUCACUAUGCAUUUCUACUCAUUUUUUUAUGUUUGAUUUAUGCAGAUUUUGAUACACUGUAUGUUUCUGUAGAAAUUGUAAAAAAAAAAAGACAUUUUAAUAGGGAUUUAUUUGGGGUAUGUACAUGUUAAUUUGGGGGUUGCUUGUUUUUCUAGGUGCGAUAAUAAAUAUUUUAAUUUGUGA
Bombina bombina (fire-bellied toad) is the source of this 8065-nucleotide messenger RNA. RefSeq names its product polypeptide N-acetylgalactosaminyltransferase 7 (gene GALNT7). The record is from RefSeq and is a predicted model, not a curated record. Bases 438 to 2399 code for a protein of 653 amino acids. Lineage: Eukaryota; Metazoa; Chordata; Amphibia; Anura; Bombinatoridae. Gene Ontology annotation, cellular component: Golgi apparatus. The transcript is spliced from 12 exons.